UUCUGUUACUGUGUGGAAUGUUGACCGUGCUGGUUCUACUUCCUUCUUUUUCAAAUGCGUAUAUUCCAAAACAAAAACUGUUGGGCAACUGUAGACUUAGUCGUCUAGUGAUAGACUGACUGUUACUCAACCAACAUGACAGGUUGGAAUAUAAUUUGUGUGCACAUGCAUCCACGUGAAACAACAUAGAAACAAGGAAGGUGUACUUCCCGUGACCACACCUCCAGAAAUGGGCUCCUUGAUAAGGUAGCCGCACCUCUGCUGCAGUCGAAGGCAUCUGUGUAAGGAGAUAUGGCCCAAAAAGUGACCAUUGUUUCAAGGCAGCAGUGGGGAGCAGCUGCUCCUAAAAAAAGGGAGACUCUGAAAGGCUCUGCCCAGAGAGUUGUCAUACACCACACUGCCCUCCCAAGAUGCAAAGGCCAGAAAGAGUGUAUGGACCGCCUUGUCAGCAUUCAGAGAGGGCAUAUGAAAGACAGAGGCUUCGAUGACAUCGGAUAUAAUUUUCUUGUUGGAGGAGACGGUGCUGUGUAUGAGGGCCGUGGCUGGGGUGUGGUUGGGGCACAUACCAAAGGCAAUAAUGAUGACUCACUGGGGAUUGCCUUCAUGGGAAAUUUCAAAAAUGACACACCAAGCACAGAGGCAAUGUCGUCAGUCAAAAAGCUGCUGCAAUCUGGAGUCUCUCAGGGCUUUCUAAACCCAAAGUUUUCCCUGUUUGGGCACAGAGAUCUGGGAGACACAGAAUGUCCAGGAGAAAAACUGUAUGCUGUACUACCACAACUGAGGGGUACCUCAUAAAGCUCAUUGCAGAUUCUGAUUGUUUUGAUUGCAAAAAAAACUCCCUAGCUUCAUAUAAUAAACCAACCACCGGCUCUUUGUUAAUACGAGAUGUGGAAUAAACAGGGUGACGGGAUGAAGAAGAAUUAGAAAUAAAUACUGAGUCAAUAUUUCUCAUGAAAUUUUGUUUCAUUCAUGGCUGUCCUCUGAACUAAGGGAAGGUUUGUGACUUUCUCUUACAGCAGAGGGAGCCAUUAAAUGGGAUGAGACCAAUAGGCUUGAGCGUGCAAAAUGCCUGAAAGUCAAUGCACUUUGUUGUUUGUCACAGGAGCUCUUACUUGUUAAUUCGAUUACAUUCUUUCAAUCUGUUAUGCUACUUUUUAGUUACCGAACUGCAAUAUUUUUAUAGAGGCAAAUGCCCUUUUACUUAUGGAAGUAUUCAUAAGUUAAAGGCAUUUGCCUAAGCAUGCUGUUGUUUAAUGUAAUGUCACAUUGAUUUAACCUGUUCUGAUGUUAUGCUUCAAGUCCUUUUGAAAUAAACACCAUGUUAUUAGCAAUA
Messenger RNA from Etheostoma spectabile (orangethroat darter), 1333 nucleotides. RefSeq names its product peptidoglycan recognition protein 5 (gene pglyrp5). The transcript is spliced from 4 exons. Lineage: Eukaryota; Metazoa; Chordata; Actinopteri; Perciformes; Percidae. Gene Ontology annotation, molecular function: N-acetylmuramoyl-L-alanine amidase activity; zinc ion binding; peptidoglycan binding. Gene Ontology annotation, biological process: peptidoglycan catabolic process; innate immune response. The coding region runs from base 292 to 795 and encodes 167 amino acids. The record is from RefSeq and is a predicted model, not a curated record.